CCUCCCUCUAUCAUCGCCAAGAAAAGGAGGUGCGUAGUUGGCCAUGGCCGUGCAGGCGCACCACCUCUCCCACGACCUCCACGCCUCCAACAACUUCACGGGUCUACCUCUGAUGGACCCGAUGACCGCCGGAUCCCUCUACCUGGACGGGCAGACCGGGCGCGCGCCGGCGGUGGCAUGCAUCGGGAACUCGGUUUUCGGCGACAUCGAUCUCGCCUGGAACGACAACACCUGGAGCCACGGUUUCGUGCAGAGGAAGCGGGCGCGCGUCGUUGCGGAGGCGCCUUCUUUCCUGGAGAGCCAGUGCGCGCAGGGGCUCGUGGCCGUCGGCGACGUGCUGGCUAGGGCGGCCGGCUCCGGCGAGGCAUCCUCCAGCGGGAGGAUGGCCAAUGCCGCCGACCUGCCGCAUGACCUACUCUCGACGCUCUACCACCAUGGCAUGGAGAUUGACGCGCUUGUACGAGUCGAGACCGAGCGGACGCGCGCGGGGCUGGAGGAUGCGCGGCGCCGCCACGUCCAGGCGUUGCUGUUAGCGGCGGAGCGUGCCGCGGCGAGGCGUCUGCGGGCCGCGGAUGCCGCGCUGGAGCUCGCGCGCUCUCGCAACGCGAACCUGUCGGAGAGGCUCGGCCAGAUUAGCGCGGAGGGGCAGGCGUGGAUUGGCGUCGCCAAGAGCCACGAGGCCGCCGUGGCCGGACUCCGCGCCACCCUCGACCAGCUCCUGCAAUCCCAAUCCCCUGGCACGGCAGCCGCAGAAGGAGCGGCUGGAGAGGGCGCCGACGCCGAGGACGCGCGCUCCUGCUGUUUUGAGACCCCCGUGGGCGGCGACGAUGCUGCUGCUGCGGACGACCACGAGGCGGCGUCUAACAAGUCCAGCGCAGCGUGCAAGGCCUGCGGCGAGGGCGAGGCGCGCGUGCUGGUUCUGCCGUGCCGUCACCUAUGCCUCUGCCCCGCCUGCGACGCCGCCGUCGACAAGUGCCCGGUCUGCGCGGCCACCAAGAACGCCUCGCUCCAUGUCCUGCUCUCUUGAUCCAAAACUUGCGCGCGCGUGGCCUUCUCUUCUCUGAAACGGUUUGUUGUCACAGGAAAAAUCUGUUGACGUCAACGACUCAGCGUGCAUGGUCUUGCUUCUUCAUCACGCCGAAACCUAUCGACAUGUCCAAGUUAGAGUUAGUUCAGUUCGCUAAGUUUGUUCGAAUGAAUAGCACUGCUUCUAGAAUUUUGAAAAUUUUGAAACGAGUUGUGGUGGAGUCUAACUCUGAAGAAUGGUACUACCUGCGUCUAAACGCACAAUUGGUCCAGUGAGUUUGUCAGCGUAGUACUCCAGUUCUAGCCUUCUAGGAGCUGCUUCAAAUUUUCACAAAAGAAGGCGUAGUACAGAUGUUCAGUUCGGAGAAAAUUAGCACCAAACAGACUACAGGUUCAACUUUAAA
This is a messenger RNA of Lolium rigidum, 1430 nucleotides long. RefSeq names its product probable BOI-related E3 ubiquitin-protein ligase 3. NCBI's taxonomy places the organism in Eukaryota, Viridiplantae, Streptophyta, Magnoliopsida, Poales, Poaceae. The coding region runs from base 44 to 1027 and encodes 327 amino acids. The record is from RefSeq and is a predicted model, not a curated record. Gene Ontology annotation, molecular function: ubiquitin-protein transferase activity. The transcript is spliced from 2 exons.